Molecule: messenger RNA, 1388 nt
Organism: Paramecium octaurelia
Lineage: Eukaryota; Ciliophora; Oligohymenophorea; Peniculida; Parameciidae
Source: the annotation of a GenBank genome assembly
AUGAAUGAAACACUCAAAUUAGUUCUAGUGGGGUAGUUAGGAGCAGGGAAAACUAGUCUCUUACAGUCUCAUAGAUAAUAAGAGUUCCGAGCUCACAAUGCGCCCACGGUGGCUGUAGACUUUGCUGGAGUUAAAAAUGUAGAAGUGAAUGGGAGGCUUUAUGAUAUUUCUAUCUGGGACACAGCAGGUUAAGAGAAAUUUAGAUCAAUAACGAGGAUGUCUUUAUAAGUAUGAAAAUGACAAAAAUAAUAGAAUGCCGAUGUUGCAAUCCUUUGUUUCGAUUUGAGUGACCCUGAUUCAUAUAGACAUCUAUAAGGGUGGAUCGACUUUUUAUAGGUGAAUUGUGUUUCUGAAAUGGGAAUUAUAAUUGUGGGAACAAAAAUGGAUUUACCAACUUUUUAUAAUAAGGAAGAUCUAUAAAAAUUUCUCUAAACUUUGAAUUCAUAAUAAUAGUAGUUAAAAUUAUUUCUUACUUCUGCCAAGACUCGAGAGGGGAUUGAUGAAACCUUCUAAUACGCUUAUGAAUAGGGGGCUAAAAUAAAAAUGAAAGCCUCGCAAAUGGNGACAUUACGCUUAUUAAACAAUUAAAUGAUAAAUAAUAAUCUUUCGUAUUUAUUAAUUUAUAUUUAUUUCUUUAAAGAAAAUGGAAGAGAACAGGGAUCUUAAAAUAUUAGUAGUAGGAAAUUCUAGUGUUGGUAAAACAAGCUUGAUUGUUAAAUAUAAAACUAAUCAAUUCUCCCCAUAAACCAGUGGAACUAUGGGAGUAGAUAUGUCGAUUGAUAAGAAUGUGAAAAUUAAUAAUAACUUAUAUGAUGUUGCUAUUUGGGACACAGCUGGUCAAGAGAGAUUCUAAUCAAUAGUGAAAAUUUCAUCCUAAGUACUUUUAGUUCAUUUAAUCAUAGAAUGCACAUGCUUCUUUAAUAUGCUUUGAUUUGAGUGAUCCUUUGUCAUUAGAUAGCGUUGCAUCUUGGAUUUAAUUCUUGAAAUCUGAAGGACCUUAAAAUCUGCAAAUAAUAAUAGUGGGUACUAAAAAAGAUCUACAGGUUUAAUAUACAUAAGAUUAAUUAAAAUAAAUUUCUACAGCUUGGAAAGCAAAUUUUCAAGACGAAUUUCCUAUUCAUUUAACAUCCUCAAAAACAGGAGAAGGAAUUUAAGAUGCUUUUAGAUAGGCUUUUGAAUUGGGAGCCAAAGCUAAGUACGAUUUAAAUGUCUAAUAAUAAUAAUAAUAAAGCAAUAAUAAGAGUUUUAAAAUAAGUACCUCUUAGUUAGUUAGAAGUUAACAGCCUUCAAAUCAAAAAACAGAGGCAAUAAUUUCUAAUACAACCACUCUAAGAGAAAGUUAAAUGAAUUUUAAUGACAAUAAAGCUACUCAGCAAGGUUGCUGCUGA